This is a messenger RNA of Asparagus officinalis (garden asparagus), 840 nucleotides long. RefSeq names its product zinc finger MYM-type protein 5-like. Lineage: Eukaryota; Viridiplantae; Streptophyta; Magnoliopsida; Asparagales; Asparagaceae. The record is from RefSeq and is a predicted model, not a curated record. The coding region runs from base 1 to 840 and encodes 279 amino acids. The transcript has 2 exons.
AUGGAGAUUGUAGCAGAUUCAGAAUUAAAUUUGGAUAUCAUGCCUCCUCGAAAGUAUAUGUCUGGACAUGAUAAGCGGAUAAAGAAACAAAAAAUUGAAGAAUUCAAUCGAUCUCAAGCGGGAGCACUUGAAAAAUUUAUUACUUGUAGUAGAAAUAUAUAUUCUAAUUCAGUUCAAGAUUCGGUGAAUGUUGAAAAUGAGCAACCUGAAAAUCAAGAAAGCGAUGAUUUGGUUAAUGAAAAUUUGAAUGAGAAUAGAAAUUCCAUUGAAGAAGGUGAAGAACAUGAAGAUUCUAAUGAGAAUAGAAAUUUGAAUGAGAAUAGCAAUGUAAAUGAACAUGAAGAAAAUGUAAAUGAACAUGAAGAUUUGGUACAAGAAGAAAACCUUGAAAGAAGGCCUUCAAACAUAAAUGACCCAGGAAAUUGGAAAAAUAUUGAUCAAAGAUUGAGAGACUUAUUGGUUGAAAGAGGUCCCAAAAGAAAUGAUAAUCUUGAUUUUCCAAAAGAUUCAGAAGGUAGACAUUUCUCCUCAACACAUUACAUUCAUAACUUAUCCAAUGGUGAAUAUCAUGAUAGAAAAUGGCUUAUCUAUUCAAAUUCUUUGGACAAUGUUUUUUGUUUUUGUUGUAAGUUGUUCAAAAAUGAUGCAAACAAAAUUCAAUUGGCAAAUGAUGGAGUUAGAGACUGGAGAAAUCUCAGUGCCAGACUUAAAAGUCAUGAAACAAGUAGUGAACACAUUGUUAACAUGAAGAGUUGGAUUGAAUUAGAGAUCAGAUUACGACAAAAUGCGACAAUCGAUAAAAGUGUUGAAGAACAAAUCAACAAAGAACGAGAACAUUGA